Molecule: messenger RNA, 236 nt
Organism: Perkinsus marinus ATCC 50983
Lineage: Eukaryota; Perkinsozoa; Perkinsida; Perkinsidae
Exons: 3
Source: RefSeq, a predicted model, not a curated record
AUGUCUGAGAAUGAGCAUGAGUGCACAGAAGGAGCGGACCGAGAUGACUUCUCGAGAGAGGUCUUUGGUGAUGGGCUAGAGUCGGCUAUUGCAGAUAAUGAUGGAGAUGUUGAUUUCGCGUCUUUCCUUAUCUUGGCGAGGCGUAUGAAAAUGGGAGGUUAUAAUCCUGUUACAUUUUUCUGUGUUGGCACUCUAUUGAACUUGGCCCUGGUGUACGAUCCUGUGGGCUCUCUCUG